Verticillium alfalfae VaMs.102 is the source of this 2205-nucleotide messenger RNA. RefSeq lists its product as hypothetical. The record is from RefSeq and is a predicted model, not a curated record. The transcript is spliced from 3 exons. Gene Ontology annotation, biological process: nuclear-transcribed mRNA catabolic process, nonsense-mediated decay. Bases 1 to 2205 code for a protein of 734 amino acids. Lineage: Eukaryota; Fungi; Ascomycota; Sordariomycetes; Glomerellales; Plectosphaerellaceae. Gene Ontology annotation, cellular component: telomerase holoenzyme complex. Gene Ontology annotation, molecular function: telomerase RNA binding; protein binding; telomeric repeat DNA binding.
AUGGUGCCAGAGGGUGGUGAUGUGGCCGACGUUGACCGCACCAAGCUGGCGAGAAAGCAUCAUCAACAAACGCUCGAGAAGAACAACGCAGCCUCCACUCCCACUGAGGGGCCAAGUACCGGCCGCCGCGGCAACGCUGCGACGUCGAAAGCACAGAACCCAUCGACUUCGCGCGCAGGUGCCCGAUCAUCAGCGACAAGCCGGCCCGAAGACGGCGGUCGUCCCUCGGGUCGCAGGGCCGCCGCCGCCGCCGCCGCCCCGGUGUCCAAGGUGACCCCAGGCUCCCCAUCAGCCUCCGUCCGGCCCGGGCAAGCGCCGACGCCAGCACCACAGGCCAGCCUGGACCGGACCCCAGUCUCUCCCACGCAGAGCCUCAAAAGGUACAGCUCGGGCAAGGCACAUCAGUCCAUGCAUCGACACAAGGCGGCUCGCCCGGCUUCCUCCUCUGGCAAUCCACCUCCCCAGCAACCACAGGACGAUGCUCGCGGCACCCCCGCCAGCAAGAAGAAAGACGACGCGAUCACCAUCAUCAAGCAGCCCGAGACACGGCCCAUCAGCCAGGAGCAGCUUGUCGCCGAAGUCAAGGGCAUCUACGCCGGCCUCGUCAUGGUGGAGAGCAAGUGUAUCGAAGUCGACAACUUGCAGAACACAAAAGAAGGCACCAUCCCCCUCAAUGACGAACAAUGGCAGGCACUCAUCGCCCUGCAUCGAACCUUGCUCCACGAACACCACGACUUCUUUCUGGCCAGCCAGCACCCUUCGGCAAACAACGCCCUGCGGGCCUUGGCCGAACGCUACGCCAUGCCCGCCAGGAUGUGGCGGCACGGCAUCCACUCCUUUCUCGAGCUGCUGCGACACCGUCUACCAGACUCGCUCGAACACAUGCUGUCGUUCAUCUAUCUGGCGUACAGCAUGAUGGCUCUCCUGUACGAAACUGUCCCCAAGUUUGAAGACACGUGGAUCGAGUGUCUCGGGGACCUGGGACGGUACCGCAUGGCCAUCGAGGACGACAGCAUGGCCGACAGGGAGGUCUGGACUGCCGUCAGCCGUCACUGGUACAGCAAGGCAUCCGACAAGUCGCCGACGACCGGCCGGCUGUACCAUCAUCUUGCCAUUCUUUCUCGGCCCAACGUUCUGCGCCAGCUGUUUUACUACUCCAAGUCCUUGGUCGUUCCGACCCCCUUUGUGAGCGCUCGCGAGUCCAUCUUGACACUCUUUGACCCUGUUCUGUCCGAACAGUCUGGCCAGUCCGGCAAGCCUGGCCGCCUGCAUGAGCUUGAUAUGCAUUUCGUCUGCCUCCACGCUGUCCUUUUCAAAGGCACAGAGCAGGAGAGGUUCCAGCCCGCCUUCGACAGCUUCAUCGGCGGUCUCGAUAUCCAGAUCGCGAGGUAUUCCCGCCGCUGGCUGGAGCCAGGUUACUACAUCGGCAUCUCGAACACAUGCGCUCUGCUCAACUACGGCGACCCCUCCAGCACGCUUCUGCGCGCCAUGGAGGGCGAUCCGUCGGCGGACUACCCGAUGGAGGCGCCUGAGGAUGAGGAUCGCUUUGAGAAGGCUCUCCAGCUGAACUACCGAACCCAUCGAGUGGUGUGGCGCCGGUUCGGUGACCCUAGCAUCCUUGCCUACCUUCACACAACCCUCGUUCCGAUCUAUCAUCUCAUACGUUCGCGGAACACCAUUGGCAGGCUGGAGGCCAGCAUUCCGUGGAAGCUCCUGUCAGUUCAGCUCAAUACUAUUAUUGCAGCGUCUGGCAACACCAUACGUUUUGAGGACCAUGAAUUCCCAGGGCCGAUCAAGGGCGAGCCGCCUCGUCCUCUACCUGAAGACUUCGCCAUGCGUGGUAUGAUUUGGACCAAUACAUACUUCCCAACGAAAUGGUUCUCCAACGAUAAAAUCGACGAUGACGAAAAGUACUUUGAGGUUGCGUCCAUGACAGAGGAGAGACGCAUCCGGAUAUUGUGGAUUGGCUGCCAGAUUGCGCGGCGCGAGCGAUGGCUGCACUAUGAUUUCGAGACGCAUCAAUUUGCGGUAUCGCCCGAGUAUGACGAGAACAUCGAUGAGCUUCCUGCCGCUGCUGAACAGGUCGCCCCGGCGGAGGACGACGAGGCCAUGACGGAGGAGCAGACAGCCACCGACGAGCAAGACGUGACGGGGAAGGCCUCGGAUCUGAUGGACGUUGACGAACCGACUGUGUCACAGCCGUGA